This is a messenger RNA of Vombatus ursinus (common wombat), 4906 nucleotides long. Its product is annotated as band 4.1-like protein 3. Gene Ontology annotation, biological process: cortical actin cytoskeleton organization. Gene Ontology annotation, molecular function: actin binding; structural molecule activity. NCBI's taxonomy places the organism in Eukaryota, Metazoa, Chordata, Mammalia, Diprotodontia, Vombatidae. Gene Ontology annotation, cellular component: cytoskeleton; plasma membrane. The coding region runs from base 149 to 3820 and encodes 1223 amino acids. The record is from RefSeq and is a predicted model, not a curated record. The transcript has 24 exons.
UCUGACACUUUACUGUAGGAUAUGUCAGCAAAAGCAUUUAAGAAUUGGGCAAGAGUUAUUUCUGCUAUUUGCCUACACUUUGCAUUUGGAGCAGGUUGGAUUUGAAAACAAGCUGAAAUACCACUGAGAGAACAGACUUCAUAAUGCUAUGCAAGAACAAUCAAUCAUGACUACGGAAUCUGGAUCUGACUCUGAAUCGAAACAGGACCCAGAGCCAGAGCCCCAAGAAGCCUCUGGACGGCAGGGACAAGCUGGGGCUCAGCAGCAGCCAGCGGAACAGCCUCUCAGGGAGGAACAUCAGCAGGCACUGGAGCAGUUCUCUGCAGCAGCAGCACAUAGCACCCCGGUGAAAAAAGAGGUCACUGACAAGGAACAGGAGUUUGCUGCUGCAGCUUCAAGACAGCUCGAAUAUCAGCAGUUUGAAGACGAUAAACUUUCUCAGAAAUCAUCUUCCAGCAAACUCUCCCGAUCUCCUUUGAAGAUAGUUAAAAAGCCUAAAAGCAUGCAGCGCAAAGUGAUACUUUUAGAUGGAACAGAAUAUCUAUGUGAUGUCGAAAAACGUUCCAGAGGCCAAGUGCUAUUUGACAAAGUGUGUGAACAUCUGAACCUGUUAGAAAAAGACUACUUUGGUUUAACAUACCGGGACACCGAAAACCAAAAGAACUGGCUAGAUCCUGCUAAGGAAAUCAAAAAACAGAUCCGAAGUGGUGCUUGGCAGUUUUCAUUUAAUGUGAAAUUCUAUCCACCAGACCCUGCCCAGCUAUCUGAAGAUAUCACCAGGUACUACCUCUGUUUGCAGCUGAGAGAUGAUAUAGUAUCAGGGAGGUUGCCAUGUUCUUUCGUCACACUCGCCCUCUUGGGAUCCUAUACUGUUCAGUCUGAACUUGGAGACUAUGACCCAGAUGAAUGUGGAAGUGAUUAUGUCAGUGAAUUCCGUUUUGCACCAAACCAUACAAAAGAAUUAGAAGAUAAAGUAAUUGAGCUACACAAGAGUCACAGGGGAAUGACACCAGCAGAAGCAGAGAUGCAUUUCUUAGAAAAUGCCAAAAAAUUAUCCAUGUAUGGAGUUGAUCUACAUCAUGCCAAGGACUCUGAAGGAGUAGAAAUUAUGUUAGGAGUUUGUGCAAGUGGUCUUUUGAUAUAUCGAGACAGACUCCGCAUUAACAGAUUUGCCUGGCCAAAAGUUCUGAAAAUUUCUUACAAAAGGAACAAUUUUUACAUAAAAAUCAGACCAGGGGAGUUUGAACAAUUUGAAAGUACCAUUGGGUUUAAGUUGCCAAACCAUCGUGCUGCAAAGCGUUUAUGGAAAGUAUGUGUUGAACACCACACAUUUUUCAGGCUGUUGUUACCAGAAGCACCGCCAAAGAAAUUCCUUACCUUGGGUUCCAAAUUUCGCUAUAGUGGUAGAACUCAAGCCCAAACAAGAAGAGCUAGUGCACUGAUAGACCGACCGGCACCUUAUUUUGAGCGUUCUUCUAGCAAACGGUAUACAAUGUCCCGCAGCCUGGAUGGGGCAUCAGUGAAUGAAAACCAUGAAAUGUACAUGAAGGAUUCUAUGUCUGCUGCAGAGGUUGGUACUGGCCAGUACGCCACGACAAAGGGCAUCUCUCAGACCAACUUGAUAACAACUGUGACGCCGGAGAAAAAGGCAGAAGAAGAGCGUGAUGAGGAAGAAGACAAGAGGAAAAAGGCUGAGGAAGUCACUCCUGUCUCAGCAGUACGGCAUGAGGCAAAGACUGACAGUGAACAGACGGACACUGCAGCUGAUGGUGAAACCACUGCCACUGAGGAGUUAGAUAAAAAUCAGGAAGAACUGAUGAAACAUCAGACCAACAUUAGUGAGCUGAAAAGAACCUUUUUAGAGACCUCCACAGAAACUGCUGUGACUAAUGAAUGGGAAAAGAGACUUUCCACAUCUCCAGUGCGGCUCGCCAUGAGACAGGAGGAUGCCCCAAUGAUUGAACCCCUUGUGCCUGAAGAGACCAAAGAAGAAAGAGAAAUAUCUGAAAAAAUUAUAUUUUUGCAGCAGGGAAGUUCUUCAUUCCUUGAGUCUCAGGAAUUAAAGAAGCUGCAGGAAAGAGAUUCAGCUGGCACUAUGGUUUCUUCUCAUCAGAUCAUUUUGCAGAAAACUGCCCCAUCAACCCUAGAGGGCACAGAGGAUUGGGUUAUUGUAGACAAAAUACCCACUGAGGUAGUUGAUGGUGACUCAAAAAGAAUUGUCACUUACAAAGUAGUGACUGUGAGCAGCAAAACUGGUGAUAUCCCUGCUGAAGUGUUAAAAUCCAGCGCUAUUGAAAUGCAGAGUUUUGAUGACUUAACGCGGGAAAUGCAGUGGAGAGAAGAGAGCAAACAGAAAACAUACACUUUGGGAAAAUCUUAUGAUACCGUCUCUGGAAAAAUUGUGACCAUGACAGGAAAAGCUAAAGAGGGUGAAAAGGCAGGGGAGCCCUCCACGCUUGACACCCUCCAGAAAUUUGAGAGAGGGAUGACAGAAUCUGUGAAAAUCAUCCCCGGAAUGACAGAAUAUGAGGUUCUAGAAGUCAUCUCAGAUGACAAGGCCAGGAGAGGAUCUGAGGUACAGAUUGUGAAAAGGAAAUUGUCAGAAUCUCUGGCCCCCAUAAAGGAAGCGGAAUCCCGGCUGCCAAGUCCGGAUGAAGAAAGUCUGAAGAAAACCCAGAAACUGGAAAAGGAUUUGGAAUUCCAUACCAGCCUAGGAAGUAUACAGCCUACUGGAGUAGAACAAACACCAGACAGUGAAGCUUUAAAAGCAGGGUUCUUUGCUCGAAAAGAGAAAAGCCCAUCUGAAUGGAGAUAUUCCCGGGAGCCAGGAUUCACCAUUGCCACUGCUCAUUAUGUCACUGAGUCAUCUGCAUCCCGAGUGGUGACUAAGUCCGCCAGUGAAAAGAUCUUGGAUGGCUCAGAUAUCUUCACUUUAAUAGACUCUGCAACAAAACCCACAGAGUUCAUAGGAGGGGUUACUACUUCUUCACAAAAAUGGGUUCAGGUGAGAACAGAAACCAAGUCGGAGCCCAGUGAAAUAGAGAAGGAAUCAUGCGAACUUCACCAGCAGCUUAGUGCAGAGAAGGUUGUUGAGCAGACGGUGGUGGUGGAGGAGAGACAUGUGAUGAAUGUGCAUGCAAGUGGGGAUGGUUCUAACCUGGCUGGAACUCAUUUGGAUGCUGCAGCUCAAGCAGCAUCUGCUGUGGCUUCUAAUAUUACCGGGAAGGCGGGUUCUGCUCUGACUGAGGGGGCUAAAGAGGAGAAGAGGGAGGAGGCGGAGGCUGAUAAAGCUGUAAUCAAACAGGAAGAGAUUGCCACUGCUUCUCAUGAGCGAGAGGAGGAGCAGACUGCAAGAUCCCUCAUUUCGGAAUCAUUGGAAUCUAAACCUCAUUUGGAGUCAGCAUCUGUGAAGACAGAAACCAUUAGUUUUGACAGUGUCUCCCCAGGGGGAAUAAAACUGGAAAUUUCAACUAAGGAAGUGCCAGUAGUUCAUACAGAGACGAAAACCAUAACAUAUGAAUCAUCACAGGUGGAUUCCAGUGCUGAUACUGAGCCAGGUGUAUUGAUGAGUGCACAAACAAUCACAUCAGAAACAACAAGUACUACAACCACCACACACAUCACCAAAACUGUGAAAGGAGGCAUUUCAGAGACAAGAAUUGAAAAGCGAAUAGUCAUCACAGGAGAUGCAGACAUUGACCAUGACCAGGCGCUGGCUCAGGCAAUUAAAGAGGCCAAAGAGCAGCACCCUGACAUGUCAGUGACCAAAGUAGUGGUACAUAAAGAGACAGAGAUCACACCAGAAGAUGGAGAGGACUGACCCCAGGAAUAAUUUAGCUUGCAUAUGAAUCCAGUCACGCACACCAUUAGGAACACCAGAGCCUAUAUGGAGUCCCCGUUCUAACCCGACUGACUGACUUGUAUCUGUCCGUGGAAAAUUUCAGUCCAGAAGAAUUGAUCUUGACUGUUAAUAAAGACACUGGCAGAGAGAUCUUCCCAUAAUAGAGCAAUCCGAUUCAGCAUCAGUAAACCGAUAUUGCAUGAAGCAACGAUAAAAUUGCAAAAGAGCAGCAUUUUUAAUUUUUACAAAAUGUCUAAGUUUUCAGCUAUACCUGCACGUUCAUAACCAACAAUAUAAACAGUGAUCUCAUAUAACACAUAAACAAUUCAUGCCUUUCGUAGUUUAUUAUUAAAGUCUAAACAAAAUGAUAAUUUGUUAGAUGGCAAAACCUUUUUUGUUUACAAAUUAAAGGAAAAUUACCCUCAAAUGCUAGAAGCUGUAUAGGUACAGUGUAUAAUGUUUUAUCACACAUUAGAUGUGCCAAUAACACAGUUUAUUCAGUAAACAACUUGAAUCUUGUUCUUGUUUCAUCUGGUUUUAUUAUUAUUAUUCCCCUAUAAAAUGAUGAAUCCCUAAUCCUUGGAAAUAUUUAAUGCUUACAAAAUGUGCUUUGUAUAUCUGAUUUAAUACCUUAUGAGGUAGUCAUGAUUUUAGUAUUUCGACUUGAUUUUCUUUCUGUUGUCUGCCUUGUUCUGCAUUAAAUCCAGAAAGCUUCUGUUUGCCCUUCACAGGUCCUAAAUCUAUAAAUUGUCAUUAUUUUGGGGAAACUUGUACUUUCCUUAUAUUACAAGAUUACUCUGUAAUAACCAUAUUGUUUUUAUUGAUUUUUUUUUCCUUAUGUUAUUUGAGAAAAAAAGUGUUUCAUUUCAAAACCUGGUCAACAUUUAUAAUCUAGUUCAGAGCCAAGCCUUAAACUGUACAGAACUUCCACUGUAAACUAUUGAGUGUUCAGUUAUAAAUAUCCAUUGAAGAGUUCUAUUCUCCAUCACACUGUCAACUGCAUCACAACACAUAGUGAAUGUAUGUUUCUGCAUAGUGAAAUAAAAGUGGUAAAUGCAUUCAAAA